Messenger RNA from Dipodomys spectabilis (banner-tailed kangaroo rat), 3897 nucleotides. It is a transcript of the gene Myo3a, whose product is annotated as myosin IIIA. Gene Ontology annotation, molecular function: protein kinase activity; ATP binding; cytoskeletal motor activity. The transcript is spliced from 29 exons. Gene Ontology annotation, cellular component: myosin complex. NCBI's taxonomy places the organism in Eukaryota, Metazoa, Chordata, Mammalia, Rodentia, Heteromyidae. Gene Ontology annotation, biological process: protein phosphorylation. The record is from RefSeq and is a predicted model, not a curated record. Bases 1 to 3897 code for a protein of 1298 amino acids.
AUGUUUGGAAAAACAAUUUUGUUUGAUAACUUUCCUGAUCCUUCUGAUACAUGGGAAAUCAUUGAAACAAUUGGAAAAGGAACUUAUGGGAAAGUUUUUAAAGUAUUGAAUAAGAAAAACGGCCAAAAAGCAGCAGUCAAAAUUCUGGAUCCAAUUCAUGAUAUUGAUGAGGAGAUUGAAGCAGAAUACAACAUCUUAAGAGCACUCUCCGACCAUCCAAAUGUAGUCAAGUUCUACGGUAUUUACUUUAAGAAGGAUAGACAACAUGGAGAUAAACUGUGGUUGGUUCUGGAGCUGUGCAAUGGUGGAUCUGUGACAGAUCUUGUGAAAGGAUUUCUGAGGAGGGGUGAAAGAAUGAGUGAGCUUCUGAUUGCCUAUAUUUUACAUGAAGCAUUAAUGGGACUUCAGCAUCUUCACAACAACAAAACUAUUCAUCGAGAUGUAAAAGGAAAUAACAUCCUGUUGACCACUGAAGGUGGAGUUAAGCUAGUAGAUUUUGGUGUGUCUGCACAGCUCACCAGCACCCGGCACCGUCGGAACACCUCCGUAGGAACACCUUUCUGGAUGGCCCCCGAGGUGAUCGCAUGCGAACAGCAACUAGAUACCACUUACGAUGCCAGAUGUGAUACCUGGUCCCUGGGUAUCACCGCCAUUGAGCUGGGCGAUGGAGAUCCCCCGCUGGCUGACCUGCAUCCCAUGAGGGCACUCUUCAAGAUACCAAGGAACCCACCACCCAAACUAAGGCAGCCCCAGCUAUGGUCAGCAGAAUUCAAUGACUUCAUUAGCAACUGGAAAAGAGGCUCUGUAGUGGAGACAGAGUGCAGGUGCUUGAUUAAGGAUUAUGAGAAGCGUCCAACAGUGUCAGAUCUUUUACAGCACAAAUUCAUUACUCAAAUCGAGGGCAAAGACGUGCUGUUACAAAAACAACUAAUGGAAUUCAUUGACCUUCAACAGUGCAUGGAAAUCACAGGAAAGGCCAGGCAUGAACGUAUUCACACCAAGAAAAAUAACGUAAGCAGAUCUCUAGCUUCUGAUCUGAAGGAUGUAGAUGAUUUGGCAACCCUAGAUGUUUUAGAUGAGAACACAGUCUCGGAGCACUUGGAGAACUGUUAUGCCAAAGACAAAAUCUAUAUCUAUGUGGGAGAUAUACUCAUUGCUCUCAACCCUUUCCAGAGUCUGGGGCUUUAUUCUACAAAGCUUUCCCAACUCUACAUUGGAGCAAAGAGAAGUGCCAACCCUCCUCAUAUUUUUGCAAUGGCUGACUUAGGGUAUCAGUCCAUGAUUACGUAUCAUUCAGAUCAGUGCAUCAUUAUUUCUGGAGAAAGUGGAGCUGGAAAGACUGAAAGUGCUCACCUUCUAGUUCAGCAGCUCACAGUGCUUGGAAAGUCUAAUAACAGAACCCUACAAGAGAAGAUUUUACAAAUGAACCAUUUGGUUGAAGCCUUCGGCAAUGCCUGCACUAUUAUCAAUGACAAUUCCAGCCGAUUUGGAAAAUACUUAGAAAUGAAAUUUACCUCUUCUGGAGCUGUAGUGGGAGCACAGAUUUCUGAAUACCUUCUAGAGAAAUCUCGAGUUAUCCAUCAGGCUAUUGGAGAAAAAAACUUUCAUAUUUUUUACUACAUCUAUGCCGGUUUAGCUGGAAAGAAGAAACUAGCCCUUUACAAACUGCCUGAAAAUAAGCCUCCCAGGUACCUACAAAAUGACUACCUGAGAACAGUACAGGACAUGACGAAUAACAGCUUCUAUAAAUCUCAGUAUGAAUUAGUUGAGCAAUGCUUCAAAGUCAUAGGUUUUACAAUGGAGCAACUUGGAAGCAUAUAUAGCAUUCUCGCUGCCAUCUUGAAUGUUGGAAACAUUGAGUUUUCUUCCGUAGCAACUGAGCACCAGGUUGACAAGAGCUACAUCUGCAAUCACACAGCUCUGGAGAAUUCUGCUUCUUUGCUUUGCAUUCAGGCAGAUGAGCUACAAGAAGCUCUCACUUCCCACUGUGUGGUCACUAGAGGAGAGACCAUUAUAAGACCCAAUACUGUAGAGAAAGCUAUUGAUGUCAGAGACGCCAUGGCAAAAACUUUAUAUGGGCGUCUCUUUAGCUGGAUAGUAAAUUGCAUUAAUAGUUUGUUGAAGCAUGACAUAUUUCCAAGUAAGAAUGAUGAUGAGCUGAGCAUUGGCAUUCUUGAUAUAUUCGGCUUUGAACAUUUCAAAAGGAAUUCCUUUGAGCAACUGUGCAUUAACAUUGCAAAUGAACAAAUUCAGUAUUACUUUAAUCAACAUGUGUUUGCAUGGGAACAGAAUGAAUACUUGAAUGAGGAUGUGGAUGCUCGAGUUAUUGAAUAUGAAGAUAACAGGCCUCUCUUAGAUAUGUUUCUGCAGAAGCCAAUGGGGUUAUUGUCUCUACUCGAUGAAGAAAGUAGAUUUCCCAAUGCCACCGACCAGACUCUCAUAGAAAAAUUUGAAGGUAACCUGAAAUCACAAUACUUUUGGAGACCUAAAAGAAUGGAACUUAGUUUUGGAAUUCACCAUUAUGCAGGAAAGGUCCUCUAUAGUGCGAGUGGCUUCUUAGCCAAAAAUAGGGAUACUCUUCCAACUGAUAUUGUACUACUUUUGAGAUCAUCAGAAAACAGUGUGAUUCGUCAACUUGUCAGCCACCCUCUGACCAAAACAGUGGGCCAGCCUCAUUUUGUCCGCUGCAUCAAACCCAAUAAUGAGCGUCAGGCGAGAAAAUUUGACAGAGAGAAAGUUCUGCUACAGCUUCGUUGCACGGGCAUUCUGGAAACUGCAAGAAUCCGGAGGCUGGGAUAUUCUCAUCGGAUAUUAUUUGCUAAUUUUAUAAAGCGGUACUAUGUUCUCUCCUACAAGUCAAGUGAAGAGCCCCCAGUGAGCCCAGAUACCUGUGCCACCAUUUUGGAAAAAGCUGGUCUUGAUAAUUGGGCUCUUGGAAAAACAAAACAACCACACCUAAAUCCUCAAAGAGAGUCUCCUGUCUUACGCAUCCUGGCCUCCCCAGAAGAAGAAUACACAUGUUCUGACUCAGUCAAUGUGUUCCUUAAAUACUAUCAUGUGGAACAGUUGAAUCUCAUGCGAAAGGAAGCCAUUGAUAAGCUUAUAUUGAUUCAAGCCUGUGUGAGAGCAUUCUUGGGUUCAAGAAGAUACAAAAAACUACAGGAGAAAAGGAAAGAAAGCGCUAUAAGGAUACAGUCAGCAGCAAGAGGACAUCUAGUCAGGAAACAAAAAAAAGAAAUUCUUAACACGGGAAACAGAGCCAUAAUGACCAUUCAAGCCCACGAUCAAGAAUUUGACUACAAGAAAAACUUUAAAAAUAAAAGGACAUCUUUUAUGAGAAACAAACAGAAACUGCAGUGUCAAGUAAAGAACUCGUCAUUCCAGCUGCAAAUAAUAAAGGGAAUCUAUCUGGAGCGGAAGACUUCUGCCUCCAAGACCAAAAGGGCAGCCAUCCAUACUGUGAAGAGCAAUGAGAAAGGAUAUCAAAGUCAGAAGAAAAUCAAUAAUUCGUAUGGAGAAGAAGCUACUCAAGAGCUGUAUCUCAUGAGGGAUGUUUGGGCAGAAGUCAGCCCCAAAGAGAAGUAUGUCAAAGACCUGGAAGAGAACACCAAAGUCCAGUUUAUCACCAGUACAGAUAGCCAGGGAAAAGAGAAGACAUCUGUGGUUACCCAGAAUGCACUGCUGUGCAGCCAGGCCAGAGAUCAGCAGCAGCACAGGAUGCUGGAGGAAAGGCAUGUUGAAUCCGGAAUGCAGGCCCAAGAAGAAGAAGAAGAUAAAGCUGAGGUGUAUAUACAGAACCAAUACCGGGGUUCCAAGCUAAGGCAGCAACUGAGAGGUGACAGGAUGUUGCCUACCUCUCAAAGUGAAAAGAUUCUUGCAACACACCAGCAGAAGUAA